CCGCCUCUCCGUAGGGCUUCGGCUUCUUAUUGGUCUAACAUCUCUAGCUCCUAUAGGUCAAAGAACCAAUGGACUGGGUCUGUCCCUAGCUAUGCCUGAUUCCGGAACUGCAGCAGAAAUAGUUAAUUGUGAAGCUGCUUUCAGGCAUUGCUUAGGACAUAACUAUGGGGCCUGAAGGGGCCUUUUGCUAGCACCGGAACAGUUGCCGGAGAGUUCAACCGCAAGCUUAAGAGAUGCCGCCGAAGGGGAAAAGUGGUUCUGGAAAAGGAGGGAAAGGAGGUGCAGCCUCUGGGAGUGACAGUGCUGACAAGAAGUCUCAGGGUCCUAAAGGUGGUGGCAACGCAGUAAAGGUCAGACACAUUCUAUGUGAAAAACAUGGGAAAAUCAUGGAAGCCAUGGAAAAAUUAAAGUCUGGAAUGAGAUUCAGUGAAGUGGCCACACAAUAUAGUGAAGAUAAAGCCAGACAGGGGGGUGACUUAGGUUGGAUGACCAGAGGAUCCAUGGUGGGGCCAUUUCAAGAUGCAGCAUUUGCCUUGCCUGUAAGUGGGAUGGAUAAACCUGUGUUUACAGACCCACCAGUUAAGACCAAAUUUGGAUAUCAUAUUAUUAUGGUUGAAGGGAGAAAAUAAAAUCACAUGAAAGAGUGAA
Messenger RNA from Mastomys coucha (southern multimammate mouse), 648 nucleotides. RefSeq names its product peptidylprolyl cis/trans isomerase, NIMA-interacting 4 (gene Pin4). NCBI's taxonomy places the organism in Eukaryota, Metazoa, Chordata, Mammalia, Rodentia, Muridae. Gene Ontology annotation, molecular function: peptidyl-prolyl cis-trans isomerase activity; DNA binding. The transcript has 4 exons. The record is from RefSeq and is a predicted model, not a curated record. Gene Ontology annotation, biological process: rRNA processing. Bases 234 to 629 code for a protein of 131 amino acids.